This is a messenger RNA of Coccinella septempunctata (seven-spotted ladybird), 720 nucleotides long. RefSeq lists its product as uncharacterized. Lineage: Eukaryota; Metazoa; Arthropoda; Insecta; Coleoptera; Coccinellidae. The record is from RefSeq and is a predicted model, not a curated record. The transcript has a single exon. Bases 1 to 720 code for a protein of 239 amino acids.
AUGGGAAGCCGCUCCUUAAAUAUUAUGUGCUAUGCAGACUACGCCUUUCUAACAGCUGAAAGUGAAGAUGAUCUUCAACGUCUUGUAUACGAGUUCAAAAAAGCUGCAGAAGAACUGAAUAUGAUCGUCUCCUGUGAGAAAUCCAUGACCAUGGUUGUUGCCAAAGAGCUCAUCCGAUGUAAGAUAGUAAUUAACGGAAAAAUCUUAGAGCAAGUGUCAAGAUUUAACUAUCUAGGAGUGACAGUAUCCAGUGAACGAUGCGUCGUAGAAGAAGUCCGAACACAGGCGCACAAAGCAGCUAAGAUUGGAGGCUGCCUUGGAGAUAUAGUCUGGACCAUGAGUCACAAAGCAAAAACUCGCAUAUAUAAAGCGUGUGUGAGACCAUUGCUCACAUACACCGCCGAAACGAGGGCAGAAACGUCGACAAUAAAGAGAAUAGCGAGAACAACUGAAAUGAGGAUAUUAAGAUCUAUCAAAGGGGAAACACUCAGAGACCAUGUGAGGAGUUCAGACAUAAGGGAGGAACUGGAGGUGCAGGAUGUCGUAAGAUCAGUGAGAGCUCGCAGGAGGUUCUGGGGAGACCACGUGGCAAGUAUGCAGGAUGAAAGACUGGCCAAAUGGGCGGAAUCACAAAAGCCUAGCACACACAGACCAUUGGGGCGCCCUCCAAAGCGUUGGAAAGAGAGCUGGAACUCGAUGUCCCAGGAAUUCUGCCAAUAA